GGUUGGAGAAAGAAAAAGGUAAUAACAGCGCUACUUGUUAAGACUUCUGUGUGCACAUUUCCGGUAAUAUAUUUCAAAAUAUUUUCGAAAAAAUCACACCAAAAUGUCGACUAAUCUUGUUCAGGAAGAGCGUGUUACUAAAGAAGAACUAAAUAAACAGAUCAAGGAACAGAAGGUUGUGAUUGAUGAAUUGUCAAAUCUGAAGAAAAACAGGAAAGUCUUUGUCCAGCAGCCAAACAGCAACAUCUUCUUCCUCGCAGACAAAGGAGAGACACUGAGUACCUGCAAGAAGGAUCUGGACAAAAUAAAGAAAGAAUACCAGGACAUGUAGCUAGAGUCUGGCUGAGUGUGAGGAACAUGUGUGGGAUCUGCUGUGUAGUG
Messenger RNA from Neoarius graeffei (lesser salmon catfish), 381 nucleotides. RefSeq names its product ASNSD1 upstream open reading frame protein-like. Lineage: Eukaryota; Metazoa; Chordata; Actinopteri; Siluriformes; Ariidae. Bases 104 to 331 code for a protein of 75 amino acids. The transcript is spliced from 4 exons. The record is from RefSeq and is a predicted model, not a curated record.